AUGACACGGGAGCUUUUUUCGUUUGUGACGGACUUUAUCGUGGUUGGUGAGUUUUCGGAGCAAGAAGGACCGGUCCCGCUCAUGAUCUUGCCUGACGAGGAUGCAGCAGGAGGCUUUGACACGGCCUCUUUUGUCGUCCGCACGCUCGCUGCCGACUACCAGAGGUCGUCGGAUCCGUCAAACUCGCCGGACGACUCGCAGGUUGUCUUUACUAUCCCAUCUGAGGACGCCACCGCGUACAUCCAUCACCUCACGUUGUAUGACAUCCAUGCCCGUGGCUAUGUCCUGAUGGGCCAGUUUGCUGCGCUGCGCAAGGCCUUCUCGGCAGUCUCGGAGCUGUUCAAGACCGGUAACCAGCUUGUCUUUCUCCAGGAUCUCGAGCAUCGGCUCAUGGAUCUGCGGAUGACCAAGGACCUGCUGCUGGAGGGUCACCCAGAGUUGCCGGACGAGGCGCGCGAGGCGCUCACGCCCGAAAACGUCAACGCGUUCAUGACAUCGAUGGAGGAGCUGUACGACCGACUCAAGGCCGCUAUCUACGCUCGUAUCGAGAGCAAUCCGCGGCUGGCACUCUUCAAACCGUUUGUGGAGACCUAUGAGCGCGAGUCGGCCGCCGGCGCCUACACACCGCAGGUCCGGUCAACGCUGCACAAGGUCGCCCAUUUUGACCGCGGCCUCCGCGCGCUCUCCGAGAUCUGCCUCUCAGGCUUUGCCACCGGCGUCGCCCUCCUUCGCCGCAUCCAGCGCAAGUUCUCCGCCUCGUCGCUCGAGCUUCUCCUCGACUCGGAAGAGAAGCACAACUUGCGUCCACUCGAGACUGGCCUCUGCAUUGGCGGCUCGCUCGUCACCAACUUUGCCAAUUGCAUAGCGGGGUACGGCGCCAACGCGCCGUACGGUCUGGUCGCCACCUGCCGCCACAACGGCUGGGAUGACGCCGACGCUGACGCCGACGCUGAUGAUGUGACCCGGUGUGACAGGUCCGUUGUCCCGCUUGCGCUCCGGCGGUCGCCGUCGAUGUCCUCGCUCGACUCGAACUCGUCGCACCGGUCGAUCUGCCUCACCGACUCGGACCCUGGCGAGCGUGCACUAGGUGAGUUUGACGAAGGCUCCAACGCGUCACGAGCCACGUCGUUUGAGGACGCGCGCUCAUCGUUUGACGUCUUUGACACGCCGGCGGGCGGCGGGCAAGCGCUGCUCUCGCCGGCCCUUGGCGGCCCGCACUCAUCGCUUGGCGUCCUUGGCAUCCAUCCGCUGCGGAGGCCCAAGAACUCGACUGACUCGCUGGCGUCAGGCUCGUCGGCGGCGUCACCGUCGUCGCCGGCGUCGCGCGACGCACCAAGCCCUCUCUCGAACUCGGCUUCACCGUUUCUCACGCCCGAGACCUUCUACGGGCGGCUGUGGGGCCACUCGGAGCGGCGGACGGCGUGGAACUCGCAGGCGGCGGCCCACGCUCAGCUCGGCGGCGGAGGCUCAGGCUCGUUUGCAGGCGGCGAGUCCGGCUCGGGCGACCUCGGCGUGCUCAACGGCACCGCGCUCUACGCACCGGUGCUGGAGCGAAUGGAUGUGCUUCAGUUCCGGGCACGAUACUCGUUUGCACCGCAUGUGGUCUACGCCCUGCUCUCGGGCCGGCUUGUGGUGGUGCAUGCCCGGCCAGCGUCGCGGGCGGUGGUCAAGUCGCUCGUUUCGGCGCUCUCGCUCUUUGUGCCUGGCCUCAACCGGUCGGUCCAGGUGUGGCGGACCAAAGGUGUGGGCCUCACUGAGCUGGCUACGCUGCGACUUGUGGGCCUCUCCAAGGCCGUGCCCAUCACGCCCAUGCUCUACGCGCAUGCUACAGUCCUCGACUUUGACGACGAGGAGCUGACUGGCACGCCGUACACCGGCGGGAGCUACGUCGACAAGCUCUUGGACGCCAAGAAAGAGUGGCCGUCGCUCGACUCGUUUGUGGCCCACGUCUCGACUGUCUAUGCCGAAAUGGGCAUGGACACAUGUAUCUUUUACGCACUCUGCUGCGUGGGCCUCCAGCCCGCCUUUGCCGAGCCGACCGCAGACUUUUCCUUUCUCCCGCCAGACCUCCGCACCCUGCUCACCGAGCGCGCCGCCGCCGCCUCGCAGUCGGGCCGCUCUCUCCACGCCUCGUACCGCGAGGACGAGGCCGCCAUCCUUGCCCAGCUUAACGUCCGCGGCUGCGACAUCGAUAUUGUCCGCCAUCUCGCUCGUACCGUCAUGGAGGCUCAGCUUGUCCAUCUCCGCGCCUCCUCGUCGCCGUCGUCGUCGGCCACCUACGGCGUCUCGAUGCGUUUGUCUUGCGGCCCGGUCCAGCGCUUUGUCAACGAGGCGAACUGAUGCUUUCACAGCCUGAGCAAGACGUGCACGCUGGAUUUGUAGUCGGUUUCAUUGGCCAGUCCCUUGCAAAGCACCGGCAAUGGUGUCGAGGAGGAGGCAGAGCUCGCAAAGAAUCGCCUCAGUCUCAGCACCAUACUCACCGGUCACAGAGUUGUUCACACCCUGGUUGUAAACGACUUUGGCCGCGAGGCCGAGCAUCGGAAGCUUGAACGCUACACACGCAGACUCGAGCGUCUCGCGCGCACUCGAGAGCGAGGACAAGAGUUGCGU
Messenger RNA from Thecamonas trahens ATCC 50062, 2610 nucleotides. RefSeq lists its product as uncharacterized. Lineage: Eukaryota; Apusomonadida; Apusomonadidae. The transcript is spliced from 2 exons. The coding region runs from base 1 to 2340 and encodes 779 amino acids. Gene Ontology annotation, cellular component: guanyl-nucleotide exchange factor complex. The record is from RefSeq and is a predicted model, not a curated record.